Miniopterus natalensis is the source of this 927-nucleotide messenger RNA. It is a transcript of the gene BAD, whose product is annotated as BCL2 associated agonist of cell death. The record is from RefSeq and is a predicted model, not a curated record. Gene Ontology annotation, molecular function: protein kinase binding; protein phosphatase binding; cysteine-type endopeptidase activator activity involved in apoptotic process. Gene Ontology annotation, cellular component: cytosol; mitochondrion. Lineage: Eukaryota; Metazoa; Chordata; Mammalia; Chiroptera; Miniopteridae. Gene Ontology annotation, biological process: cellular response to hypoxia; regulation of mitochondrial membrane permeability; intrinsic apoptotic signaling pathway.
AGCCGGGCUCCCUCGGUGCUAGAGGGAGGCGCAGGCCCGAGUCAGGGGCCUCGAGAUCGGGCUUGGGCCCAGAGCAUGUUCCAGAUCUCAGAGUUUGAGCAGAGUGAGCAGGAAGACUCCAGCCCUGCAGAUAGGGGCCUGGGCCCCAGCCCCACAGGGGACCAGCACCCAGGCCCCAGCAAGCACUGGAGUACGGUCCCAGGCCUCCUGGGGGAAGCUGGUCACCAGCAAGGCCAGCCGGCCAGCAGCAGCCACCAUGGAGGCGCUGGGUCUGCGGAGUCCCGGAGUCGCCACAGCUCGUACCCCACGGGGAGCGAGGAGGAUGACGGGAACGAGGAGGAGCUCAGCCCCUUCCGCGGCCGCUCGCGUUCAGCGCCCCCCAACCUCUGGGCUGCACAGCGCUAUGGCCGUGAGCUCCGGAGGAUGAGCGAUGAAUUCCAGGGUUCCUUUAAGGGACUUCCUCGCCCAAAGAGCGCGAGCACAACAACGCAGAUGCGGCAAAACUCCAGCUGGACGCGCUUCUUCCAGUCCUGGUGGGAUCGAAACCUGGGGAGAGGAGGCCCCACCUCCUCCCAGUGACCUUCCUUCCCGCACCAGAAGCUCCCCAGCGCGCGCCGCCAGCAGCGGCCAUCUUGGGUGUGGGCGGAAGUCGCUUCCGCAGGCCUACGCCGAGAACCAGUCUCCAUUUCGGAGGAGGAGUUCUGACCCAGAGGCGGAUUUCCUUCCGGUGUGUGGGGGACCCCCGAGGGUUCCGUCUCGUCGGAAGUUUUGAGGUUUUUCCGCCCCGGGCCGCUGGAAGUGGGUUGCCCCAGGCGCCUGCGCCAAGUCGCUAGUCGGCAUAACAAACCUCACCAGGACUCUCCUCCGCGGUGACCCUGCGGGCUGACGCUCGCCAUGAAAUGUGCUAAUAAAGCCCACAUCUGUGCC